UUCCGAGGUGAGCUGCUGAGCCAGAGGUGGACCCACAGUGACAAAACCAGCAACUGCAGGACCUCAGAGAGCAUCCUGGGCAGACACCGCAAGAUGAGCCUGGAAGAUGAGGACAAGCGGGCUCGAACGCGUUCCAAGGCAAGCCGAGCGCCCCCAGAGACCACAGGUGCAGACCUCAGCUGCCCUACUCCGGGCUGCACGGGUUCUGGACACGUCCGGGGAAAGUACUCCAGGCACCGGAGCCUGCAGAGCUGCCCCCUGGCCAAGAAGCGGAGGCUGGGGGGCACAGAGGCGGAGCACCUGAUGGCCAAGCGGAAGCCGCAGCCCCUGAAGUUGGCUCUGGACGAGGGCUAUGGUGUGGACAGCGACAGCAGUGAGGACACCGAGGUGAAGGACGCCUCUGUAUCGGACGAGUCGGAAGGAACUCUGGAGGGGGACGAGACUAAGAUGUCCGGGCAGGAGGGGACGCAGUGCCCCGAGCCAGCUGAAGGAAGAAGCCCAGUCAUGUCACACUUUGGAGCCAGCCCCGCCAGCACCCCCAAGGGCAGCUACAGCAGCUACCAGGAGAUCAUUGCCACGUCCCUCCUCAACCUGGGCCAGAUUGCUGAGGAGUCUCUAGCUGCUGAGGACCUGGGCCAGGAGGAGGCUGGGGAGGGGACCACAAGUGAUGAGGGUGAGAAAGAUGUCUUCAUCCAGCCAGAGGAUGCUGAGGAGAUUGUGGAGGCCACGGGUGAGCCGCCUCAGGAACUGGGCCCCACAUCCCUGGAAGGUGUGGCCAUCGAGGAGUCUGGCAGGCAAAAGGGGGCCCUGGGUCUUGAGGAGGAAGAGGAGGAGGAAGAGGAAGAGGAGGAGGAAGAGGAGGAAGAGGAGGAGGAGGAGGAGGAGGAGGAGGAGUCCACUCGUGCAGUAAUCUGUGAGGAUGCUCCCCACGCCUCUAGCCAGAAGGUCCCUGAGCCCCUGCGUUCCGAGCCCGAGUACUCAGUCAUCGUAGAGGUACGUUCUGACGAUGACAAGGAUGAGGAUGCGCACUCCCAGAAAUCGGCAGUCACGGAUGAGUCGGAAAUGUAUGACAUGAUGACCAGAGGGAACCUGGGUCUCCUGGAACAAGCCAUCGCACUGAAGGCUGAGCAGGUUCGCGUGGCCCGGGGCCCAGUCGAGCAGGGUCCAGGCGAGGGGCAGGCAGGGAAGCCCCUGGACACCGUGCGCAAGAGCUACUACAGCAAAGACCCUUCAAGAGCCGAAAAGCGUGAGAUCAAGUGUCCGACCCCAGGCUGUGAUGGCACGGGCCAUGUCACCGGCUUGUACCCACACCACCGCAGCCUGUCUGGCUGCCCCCACAAAGACAGGAUCCCUCCAGAGAUCCUGGCCAUGCAUGAGAACGUGCUGAAGUGCCCUACUCCUGGCUGCACGGGACAGGGCCAUGUGAACAGCAACCGCAACACCCACAGAAGUUUGUCUGGCUGCCCCAUUGCUGCUGCUGAAAAGUUAGCCAAAUCGCAUGAGAAGCAACAGCCACACACAGGAGACCCUUCCAAGAGUAGCUCCAAUUCUGAUCGGAUCCUGAGGCCCAUGUGCUUUGUGAAGCAGCUUGAGGUCCCUCCAUAUGGGGGCUACCGGCCCAGCGUGGCCCCCACCACGCCCAGGGCCAACCUGGCCAAGGAGUUGGAGAAGUUCUCCAAGGUCACCUUUGACUACGCAAGUUUCGAUGCUCAGGUUUUUGGCAAACGCAUGCUUGCCCCAAAGAUUCAGACCAGCGAAACCUCACCUAAAGCCCUUAAAUGCUUCGAUUAUUCACAGGACGCUGAGGCUGCCCACAUGGCUGCCACCGCCAUCCUGAACCUCUCCACACGAUGCUGGGAAAUGCCAGAGAACCUCAGUACAAAGCCGCGGGACCUCUCUGGCAAGCCCAUGGACAUCGAAGUGGAUGAGAAUGGGACGUUGGACCUGAGCAUGCACAAGUACCGCCGGAGAGACAAUGCUCUUCCUGGCGGCAGCAGCAGCCCCAGCGUGAAGUCACCUGAUGUGACCCCGUGUCAGGGUAGUGUCAGUGCCACCAGCAGCUCCAUGACCUCACCCCAGUCCAGCCAGGCCUCCCGCCAGGAUGAAUGGGACGGGCCCUUGGACUACACCAAGCCCAGCCGCCAGCGAGAGGAGGAACCCGAGGAGUCAGAGCCAGCAGCCCAUUCUUUUGCUUCUUCUGAAGCAGAUGACCAGGAAGUGUCGGAAGAAAGUUUUGAGGAGCGGAAAUAUCCAGGGGAAGUCACCCUAACCAACUUUAAGCUGAAGUUUCUCUCCAAGGACGUAAAGAAGGAGUUGCUUACCUGUCCUACCCCUGGCUGUGACGGCAGUGGCCACAUCACUGGAAACUAUGCUUCCCACCGCAGCCUUUCUGGUUGCCCUCUUGCUGACAAAAGCCUCAGAAACCUCAUGGCUGCUCACUCUGCUGACCUCAAGUGCCCCACUCCCGGUUGUGAUGGCUCUGGCCACAUCACGGGGAACUACGCCUCUCAUCGGAGCCUGUCAGGCUGCCCUCGAGCAAAGAAGAGCGGCAUCAAGAUCACACCCACCAAGGACGACAAGGAGGACCCUGAGCUGAUGAAGUGCCCUGUUCCCGGCUGCGUGGGGCUCGGCCACAUCAGUGGCAAGUAUGCCUCACACAGGAGUGCAUCCGGCUGCCCGCUGGCAGCCCGCAGGCAGAAAGAGGGGUCCCUCAAUGGCUCGUCAUUUUCUUGGAAGUCGCUGAAGAACGAGGGACCCACCUGCCCCACGCCGGGCUGUGAUGGUUCUGGCCAUGCCAAUGGGAGUUUCCUCACCCACCGGAGCCUCUCUGGCUGUCCCAGAGCAACUUUUGCUGGAAAGAAGGGAAAACUCUCAGGGGAAGAGAUUCUCAGCACUAAAUUCAAGACGAGUGAUGUGCUGGAGAAUGAUGAGGAGAUCAAGCAGCUGAACAAGGAGAUCCACGACCUCAGUGAGUCCAACUCGGAGAUGGAAGCUGCUAUGGUCAAGCUGCAGUCUCAGAUCUCCUCUAUGGAGAAGAACCUCAGGAACAUCGAGGAGGAGAACAAACUCAUUGAGGAGCAGAAUGAGGCGCUGUUCGUGGAGCUGUCUGGCCUGAGCCAGGCUCUCAUCCAAAGUCUCGCCAACAUCCGCCUCCCGCAUAUGGAGCCAAUCUGCGAGCAGAACUUCGAUGCGUAUGUGAGCACCCUUACCAACAUGUACACCGACCAGGACUGCUACAGGAACCCCGAGAACAAGGCCCUCCUGGAAAGCAUCAAACAGGCUGUGAGGGGCAUCCAGGUCUAG
Molecule: messenger RNA, 3303 nt
Organism: Chrysochloris asiatica (Cape golden mole)
Lineage: Eukaryota; Metazoa; Chordata; Mammalia; Afrosoricida; Chrysochloridae
Gene: MYT1
Product: myelin transcription factor 1
Exons: 22
Coding region: 94-3303 (1069 amino acids)
Biological process (GO): regulation of transcription by RNA polymerase II
Cellular component (GO): nucleus
Molecular function (GO): DNA-binding transcription factor activity, RNA polymerase II-specific; zinc ion binding; RNA polymerase II cis-regulatory region sequence-specific DNA binding
Source: RefSeq, a predicted model, not a curated record